This is a messenger RNA of Gossypium arboreum, 1149 nucleotides long. RefSeq lists its product as uncharacterized. The coding region runs from base 97 to 846 and encodes 249 amino acids. NCBI's taxonomy places the organism in Eukaryota, Viridiplantae, Streptophyta, Magnoliopsida, Malvales, Malvaceae. The record is from RefSeq and is a predicted model, not a curated record. The transcript is spliced from 2 exons.
UUGAUUGCUUUCAGUAUAGAGCUUAGACAUUGCAAAGCAUAUCUAGACGUUGUAGUAAAGAUCUGUGAGAUUCGUAUUUACAAAAGUGUUACCACCAUGGCUGCCAACACUGUUAGUUUGAAGCUUUUGGUCGAGUCAACGAGCCAAAGAGUUCUAUUUGCUGAAGCCGGGAAAGAUUUUGUCGAUUUUCUUUUCAACAUUCUGUCAUUGCCUGUUGGCACUGUCAUAUGUCUUCUGAAGAAACAAGAAAUGGUGGGUUGCCUUGGAAACCUAUACGACAGCCUUGAGACUAUGAGCGAUAGCUACAUUCAACCAACAGCAAACAAAGACACCCUUUUGAAGCCUAUAGCGUCCAUCAAUGCUGAAAAUGUGCCUCCCUUGCUGCCAACAACCGAAUCAUCAAAAUCAAUCGAAAUUUACAGGUGUGUUAACAAUUACAGUCGUAGCAGCUGUGGUCUCUAUGUCUCCUAUGAUUCUAAAUCCAAUUGUCCUGCCUGCAAUAAUGUUAUGACCCAACCCGCAAAAUUUGUUAAUCCAAAAAAGAAGGAUUCAUCUACUGAUGAGGGAGGUUAUGUGAAAGGGGUUAUUACAUACAUGAUCAUGGAUGAUCUUGUUGUAAGGCCUAUGUCAGCCAUUUCUUGUAUCACUUUACUCAACAGGUUCAAUAUCAAGGAUGUAGGGGUUCUUGAAGAGAAAACCAUUGAUGUAGGAGUCGAUGAGGGUGUGAAGUUGCUAAAGGCAUCUUUGCAGUCCAAGACUGUGCUCACUGAUGUGUUCAUUGAGAAGAAGGUGGGCGAAACUGAUGCUAGCAAUUCUGCUGGUGUGGUUCAUUCAAUCGAGAUAUAAGAAAUGCUGGCCGAUUUUCAGUUUGCAAGUUUGUUUUAUGAGUCUCAGUCUAAGAAGGGAUGCUCAUUGGUUUUUCUUAAAACCUUAGCAGUCUGUAUGAGGAUCCUUUAAGCCUCUUUUGUGUUUUAAUUGCUAUAGUCUUUGAAGCCUAACUUGGUUUUUACUUUUUAACCAAUGUUAAAACCUUUUCUAAGCCAAAAAGUCUUAGCCCUUUUUGGAGCUACCAUUUGUAUGUUAUAAUAGAAACAUAAUAUGGAACUUGAAAAUGGUGAAAAUUAAAGCAACCCUUAUUUUUCAAUUCAA